CUAAUCCGGCACUCGCUGCCAAACGCCUACGCGAGUCACCCUCGUGAGCCCAGUUGCUAUACAGCCUCCACCCCUCCUCCCGUCCUCCUUCACUCCGCACCCGAACUCCCUCGCCGGACCUCUCCUCGCCUUGCCAUGGCAGCCGCCGCACUCAUAGCACGGCUCAACGCCCAUAUGGAAUCGAUGUACGCCGAGGGUACGGUGGACGAGGACACGUUCGAGGAGCUGCGGGAGGAUGGCACCGCCGCCGAGGUCGCCCGACAGUUCAUCGAGGACGCCUACGAGAUCCUCCACGACAUCGACACCCUCAUGGAGGAGCCCGUAGUGGACUUCGACGAGGUGGAAGCCCUGACGCAGCAGCUCAUGGAGUGUACCUCCAGGUGAUGAGUUCACAAUCAUAAACCCUUUCUCUUCCACCCGCUUAUUUUUAACUGUAUAUAUGUUUGCUGUCUGAUUCAGAUCUGUUUCUAGUUGUACUCCUACUAGGCAGCAAAGGAUUCUAUUCAAAAAAAGGAAAAAAAAAACGCUUGCACUGUCGUGUAGCCGUAAUUAGAAGAAUCGAGUUUAGUUGCUUUUAAUGUAACGGAAUUACCGGUAUAUAUCCCAGUUAAUGUCAACGACUCAACGUUAUGAUGAGGAUAAACUGUUGUUGUUUUGCGAAUAUAUCUGGUAUUAAUGAUACGAUACUAUGCGUAUCGGUAACGGUGUUUCUUCUGGUUUGUCCAUGACAUCGAUGUUGUUGCUAUUCGGGUAUGUCGCACAUGGUGUGCACCUCAUAGGGCAUGACCGCACGAGUCUCGUGUCGUUUGCGGGCGGCUGCCAUAUAGCCAUAGAUAAAACAUCUGAGUUGUUUUAGUCGUAUCUCAUGCAAGAAUUGUUGGUGCCCCUGCCAAUGGCAAUGGUACAGCUUGGGGAGUUUUUUCGUUUUGCGGACGUUUCUUGCACUAUAUAGGCCCAGUUCUUUUGUCAGAAUGUAGGGAUUCUCCUAGAAUCUGACCCCUCCCCAGCUUCUUUCAGAAUCUUUGAGCCCCAUUUAUUUUACAAUCCUAUC
Molecule: messenger RNA, 1051 nt
Organism: Hordeum vulgare subsp. vulgare (domesticated barley)
Lineage: Eukaryota; Viridiplantae; Streptophyta; Magnoliopsida; Poales; Poaceae
Product: histidine-containing phosphotransfer protein 2-like
Exons: 3
Coding region: 136-384 (82 amino acids)
Biological process (GO): phosphorylation; phosphorelay signal transduction system; cytokinin-activated signaling pathway
Cellular component (GO): cytoplasm; nucleus
Molecular function (GO): protein histidine kinase binding; histidine phosphotransfer kinase activity
Source: RefSeq, a predicted model, not a curated record